Messenger RNA from Spirometra erinaceieuropaei, 486 nucleotides. The record is from the annotation of a GenBank genome assembly. NCBI's taxonomy places the organism in Eukaryota, Metazoa, Platyhelminthes, Cestoda, Diphyllobothriidea, Diphyllobothriidae.
AUGUUCUGUAACCUGAUCGGUGAGCGCCGCAUCACGAGGGAAACAAUCGAGGCCUGGCACACUGGCGCGAACUCCAUCAACCGCAGCGUAGCGCUUCCUGAGGCUUACCAGGCCCUCCGGACGCAGCUUAGUGAACAGAAGAGCAGAGUCAGGCUGCGACAAGACAGAAACCCAAGUACGGCCGAGUCCAUGGGGGCCACACGCGCAGCCCUACUUCAACCCGAAUCUGACGAAGGUGCGAUCGUCACUACAGCCGCGUCGUCCACUUAUCUGGCAGGUGUGAGGACGAACGAUCGCAGUAACGCCAACGGACCCGAUGAAGGUGCUAUCAUCACUGCCACUUAUGCGGCAGGUGAGAACACAAGUGACGGCAGGGUGACAAAGAAGAUUGCCAGCCUAGGACGAGAGCUAAGGUCAAUGCAAACACGUGCGAUGACAGCUAAGCGUCCAAACGACAGCCCCCGAAUAGACGCAAACCCGUUGUAA